This is a messenger RNA of Pecten maximus, 1999 nucleotides long. Its product is annotated as tRNA 2'-phosphotransferase 1-like. Gene Ontology annotation, biological process: tRNA splicing, via endonucleolytic cleavage and ligation. The transcript has 7 exons. Lineage: Eukaryota; Metazoa; Mollusca; Bivalvia; Pectinida; Pectinidae. Gene Ontology annotation, molecular function: tRNA 2'-phosphotransferase activity. The record is from RefSeq and is a predicted model, not a curated record. The coding region runs from base 333 to 923 and encodes 196 amino acids.
CGAUGUAUUACCUACCGUGCUCCGAUUUAGGGUGUCUUCAGUUCCUCGAGGUUAUUGUAUUCAAAAGUAUCAUAUUUAAAAGAAAUAUUCGCUAUGUAAUGUAUGUAUGAUUCUAUUAUAUAUCACCAAUAUUUGAUGUGACAUUAAACUGAUAAGGAAUAGUUUGUUUACGUUUGUAAGUUCUAGUUUCACUUUCAUUUUGAAUAUUGUUCCACGAAAAGACCAGCAGGGUGUGCCUACUUACAUCAAGCAAGCAUAUGACGUCCGGUCUACUUAUCGGGUGACAAAAUGAUUUUUUUCUAGAAAUAUUUGUUGCAAACAUUUCUUCAAACAUGACCGAACGUCUCUCGCGUUUUCUAGCAAAGCUACUUCGUCACGAUGCUCGCAAAAGAGGCCUUGAAGUUACAUCAGAUGGAUAUGUCAAUAUAGAUGCUAUUUUAGAGCUACCUGAGGCCAGAAAUUCCUCAGUAACGGAUAUACAAGAUAUUGUAAAUAAUGAUAAGAAAGGAAGAUUUAAGCUGUGUGGAUUACAGAUAAAAGCAACACAAGGUCACUCAAUGCAGUUACAUGCUAAUGAUGAUGAUGACCUUACACCCAUCACCCACCUAAGUGAAGCUAGAGUGGUCCUUCACGGUACGCGGAGUCGAUACUGGGAUUCUAUUAAGGAGACAGGGUUGUCAAGAAAGAGAAGAACACAUAUUCAUUUUGCUCAGGGAGAACAUGGCCAAAAAAGUGGUUUCCCCCCUUAUUGUGAUAUGGCGAUAGAGAUCAAUCUGGGAAAGGCAUUAAAAGAUGGAAUUAAAUUUUACAAGUCAGAAAAUGGUGUCAUUCUUAGUCCUGGAAAUUCUUUUGGUGUCAUUUCAAAGAAAUAUUUCAAGAAAGCUUACAACCUUCGCACACGAGACGAACUUUCACUGGACUAGACAGAAUUAGAUCAAAACUUAACUGGACUUUUCCCCCCCGAGAAUUUUUGAAACUGUAUGGUUACCCUGAGACAAGAAGGGAGGGAUUUAUAAUACAUGUACAUGCAUGUAAGGCUUUGUCUGUUGUUAAAAAUGAAAUCAUUGAAAUGAAAAACAAUUCAUAAUUAUUUUUUAUUUUAUCAAAGAUUUUAAGAGUAGUACACAAUGUUUUGGAAUUCAGGGAGGAUUGAUUGCUAUAAAUAUAUAUAACUAAUACAGUCUGUGAUACCGUCAUGGUCAAUAGAUUUACAUUUGUGUAAGUAUUGUCACUCUAUUUUAUCAGGGUUUUCCAGUGGGCACUUGUAGCGAAAUUGAAUGGUGUAACCUCGAAAAUCAAUUAUCAAUCACACCUUGGUUGCAAAAAAAAAAAAAAAUCAUGUAUAAGUUAAUGCAGCUGUUUUUUAAUAUACAAAAAUAAAAAAUAUAUACAGGUAUUCAAAAAAAAAAAUAAUAAUCAAAUCUUUUUGAUUAUGGAAAAUUGAAACAUUAAUUCUGUAGAAAGUAUAGACUGGGAUUACAACUACCCUGGUAUACUAAUUCGAGUUGACAAUGUUGUUUUUGCAAAAAUUUUGCAUGCUAUUCUAAUUAAAUGAAUUACUAAGCUUAUCUCAUGUAUGUCAAUAUGACAUAAUUGGUAUCAAAAUAACAGUAAAUUUAUACACUGUAAAACUGUUAUGAUUCAUUUUCAAAUUUACAUUAGCCUGUGAAAUUAUUAACCAUUUUGUUAGGGUACCCCCUUCACUCAACUUGGUGUUAUACAAGGAGGUCCACUGUGACUAUCGGUUGAUAUAAUGAUAAAUUAUUUAUGUGAUUAUGGUUUAUUUUAAUGUAUACUACAAAUGGUAAAAAAUAAAAGAAAUUGGAGUGGGGGCCAGCGUUUAUGUUAAAUCUCCAUUGUCGUUGACCUGCCCUUUGACCCCAGUAGAUCAAUGAUGUCCUAAUGACAGAAAAAGGAUGUUAAAACCGCUUCAUUACUAUUUUUACCAUUGUGAUACGUUGAUUACAUUUCUUGUGUAAUAAAUAAUAUCUGUUGAUUA